Messenger RNA from Penicillium brevicompactum, 2193 nucleotides. RefSeq names its product serine/threonine protein kinase nimA (gene nimA). Lineage: Eukaryota; Fungi; Ascomycota; Eurotiomycetes; Eurotiales; Aspergillaceae. Gene Ontology annotation, molecular function: protein kinase activity; ATP binding. The transcript has 3 exons. Bases 1 to 2193 code for a protein of 730 amino acids. The record is from RefSeq and is a predicted model, not a curated record. Gene Ontology annotation, biological process: protein phosphorylation; chromosome segregation. Gene Ontology annotation, cellular component: nucleus; cytoplasm; centrosome.
AUGGCGAUUGCUUUGGCUGAGGCCGACAAGUAUGAGAUCUUAGACAAGAUUGGCUGUGGUUCCUUUGGAAUCAUUCGCAAAGUCAAGCGCAAGACUGAUGGUUUCAUUCUAUGCCGAAAAGAGAUCAACUACAUCAAAAUGUCCCAAAAGGAGCGUGAGCAACUCACUGCCGAAUUCAAUAUCCUCAGCUCCCUUCGUCACCCAAACAUUGUCGCAUACUACCACCGGGAACAUCUCAAGGCAAGCCAGGACCUGUACCUCUAUAUGGAGUACUGCGGUGGUGGAGAUCUGGGUAUGGUUAUCAAGAACUUGAAGAAAGCAAACAAGUACGCCGAAGAAGAGUUUGUUUGGCGCAUCCUCUCCCAGCUGAUCACUGCUUUGUUCCGAUGUCACUAUGGAUCCGACCCAGCUGAAGUUGGUUCGAACAUUUUGGGACCAACUCCCAAGGCCUCUGGUCUAAAGGGCAAGCAAGGGCAGGUCACUAUCUUGCACCGAGACUUGAAGCCUGAAAACAUUUUCCUCGGUUGCGACAACACCGUCAAGCUUGGUGACUUCGGCCUGUCCAAGCAGAUGCAAUCCCACGACUUUGCCUCGACCUACGUUGGAACCCCGUUCUACAUGUCCCCCGAGAUCUGUGCCGCCGAGAAGUACACCCUGCGCUCCGACAUUUGGGCGGUCGGCUGUAUCAUGUAUGAAUUGUGCCAAAAAGAGCCCCCUUUCAAUGCUCGCACCCACAUUCAACUAGUGCAGAAGAUCCGUGAGGGCAAGUUCGCCCCCUUGCCUGAUUAUUAUUCGCCGGAACUCAAGGGCGUUAUUGGAAGCUGUCUGCGCGUCAACCCCGACCAGCGCCCGGAUACAUCUAGUCUGAUUAACCUUCCCAUCAUUCGCUUGAUGCGCAAGGAGAAGGAGGUGGUCGACCUCGGCAAGACUCUGCGCCGACGCGAGGAGGUCGCAGUCCAGAAGGUUCGCGAAAUGGAGCAAUGUCUGGCGAAAAGAGAAACCGAAAAGGCGCAAAUGAAGGCCGAGCUUGAGAAUACCGUUCGAAGGGAAUGGGAGGUCAAGGCACGCCUGGAAAUCGAUCGCCAAGUCACGAGUGAGCUCGAUCGCCUUCGCAAGCGUUUCGAAUCCGAAGUUCAGGAACGUGUUUCCAUCGAAGUCAAGAAGUACAAGAACACAAGCGCAAACAGCAACCCCCGCGAUGAUGUUUUCCGUACUAGCAACCAAGGGUCGAACUCCUCCCGCUCUAGCAACCAAGGAUGGCGGUCAUCCAAGUCUUCAGCGACUAUGACCGAUGAUAGCGACAGCACCCCUUCCUCCAACGAUACCACCCAAGUGUCACUUGGUUCACCACCAUCCAACAAGCGGAAGCAACCCAAGAAAGAGAACCGAACUCCUUUCUGCCGUUCCAAGACCGUCGUGGACUCGCCUGUGGAUGUGCAGAUGGCCGAGCCUUCUCCCAUCUCCAUUGCCUCUCUUUCCCUUUCGCCUCGCCGUACCUCCGCCCAAGGUGGCGCUCGCAACAUUUUCGCAGAGGCCGAGCGCAACAAAGCCAAGUGGGAGCCCACCCUGGCUUACUCCGACGAUGAGGACGACACUCCUGACUUGCCCUCACCCACUCGUCCCAAGGUGAAGCCUGACCCUUUGAAGGCGCCUCGCCGCCCUCUCCUGCGUCAGAACACCGCUGCUUUCAUGCAGAAGCUCAGCUCGCAGCCUUCCCUCUUCCCAUCGGGCGGUACCCGCCUCCCUCAGUCAACCAGCCAGUCUGCUUCUCAGUCUGAUGAGCGCAGCGUUAGCGUCAACGACAGCAGAGCGAAGUCUCCCCACCGUCGUCUCACCAAAAUUCCCUCGUCCGCAAAUCUGGCUGCUGACGCCGGUGGCUCGCCAACUCGCAAGGGUAGCUCCAAGCAGCAAUCCCCCAACAAGACCGCCGGUGGUGGUGGCGAAGAAAUGUUUAAGGCUGUCAUGCAGCGCAACCUGGGUGGCCGCACGCUUGUUGAACUCGCUCAGGCCAGAGCCGGAGGUCGCUCAAUGGAUGAAGUGAAGCGCUGCGCCAGUGACUCCCGUGCCAAUGGCCCUAUCAUGAGCAUGAAAUGCUCCGAGCGCGAACCCCCUGCCAUCUGGAACCCUGAAAUGGAUGACAUGCCCAGUCCUUUCCUUGCUCGUGGCAAGAAGGUCAUCCGCAAUCUGCGGUAG